UUCACAGGGAUUAAGGAUUUUGUGGCUUGCAAUCAUUUGCGGAGUUACAAGUAUUACUCAGACAGUAUUAUCUACCCUGAUGGAUUUCUAGGCUAUCCUUGUGCUUCAUAUGAACUUUUUCAAGCAGGAAACUGUUUCCCAUGCCCAGAAGGGGGAUGCCCAAAUAUGGGUCACUAUGCAGAUAAAUUCAAAGAGAAAUUCAAAAAUGAUUUUGUGAAACUUUACCUGAACACUGGAGAGGCCAAGGAUUUUCCUCUUUGGAGGUACAAGGUAACCGUGACUCUCUCUGGAAAGAGCAAAGUAAGAGGAUACGUGAAUGUUGCCCUGUAUGGCACUGAUGGGAACACAAAGCAGUACCAAAUCACCACGGGAACCCUCAAACCAGACAACACUUACACAGCCUUCAUUGAUGCAGAAACCAAUGUUGGAAAAAUUACCAAGGUUAAAUUUCUUUGGAACAACAACUGGAUAAGUCCAUUUUACCCUAAACUAGGAGCUGCUACUAUCACAGUAGAAGCUGGACAAAAUGGAACAGAGUUCCGUUUCUGUGGUUCUGGGACCGUGAGAGAAGAUGUUCUGCAAACUCUCACUGCUUGCUAA
This is a messenger RNA of Acanthisitta chloris (rifleman), 600 nucleotides long. RefSeq names its product pancreatic lipase-related protein 2-like. The annotation marks the transcript as partial. The record is from RefSeq and is a predicted model, not a curated record. The transcript is spliced from 5 exons. Lineage: Eukaryota; Metazoa; Chordata; Aves; Passeriformes; Acanthisittidae. Gene Ontology annotation, molecular function: protein binding; lipase activity.